Molecule: messenger RNA, 1995 nt
Organism: Fibroporia radiculosa
Lineage: Eukaryota; Fungi; Basidiomycota; Agaricomycetes; Polyporales; Fibroporiaceae
Exons: 8
Coding region: 1-1995 (664 amino acids)
Molecular function (GO): monooxygenase activity; oxidoreductase activity, acting on paired donors, with incorporation or reduction of molecular oxygen; iron ion binding
Source: RefSeq, a predicted model, not a curated record
AUGUCGCUAUCCUCGACUAUCAUGUUCUUGGCCCUUCCAGCCUCCGUUGCUAUCUACAUUGUCACGACUCUCCUUCGCAUAUUGAUCAGACAGCUCCGGUCGCCCCUGCGCCAUUUGCAAGGGCCGCCCUCAACCUCGCUCUUCAUGGGAAAUCUCCGUGAAAUGCAUGACCAGGAGAAUAACGAUCUCGUCGCACAAUGGGAGAAACAGUAUGGUAGCACGUUUGUCUACCGUGGAUUCAUGCGAGGCUCGAGGCUGAUGACUACCGACCCUGUUGCCGUGGGGUAUAUCAUGGGAAAGGCCUACGACUAUCCGAAGCCGGACUUCAUCAAAGAGACUCUAGCUAAGAUGGCUUCUGGACCGGAGGGGCUCUUGACGGUCGACGGGGAUGACCACCGGAGGCAGAACCCUGCAUUUUCAACCUUCCACAUAAAGUCGCUCAGUCCUGUCUUUUGGGAGAAAGCCGUGCAGCUUCGAGCUAUCUGGGUCGACAUAUGCUUUACGCGCCAGUCUCAGCGUUCCGCACCGCGUCGAAGUACACGUCUCUUCCGCGUAUCUUCUGAUCCAUCUCCCAAGAGCCCAAGACAGAAGGGCCCAAACCCAAUUGAAUUGGACGAACCUGAAGCCAUUUCCACGGCUCUCCCAGACUCAUCUUCGUCGUCUCCUUUAAUUACUUCUCGUCCUGAAAUUCAACGUUCUCUCAUUGAUAGUUUACCGCUAAACGACGUCGGAAAGACGAUUGAUGUCCUAGCAUGGCUUGCGCGCGCAACGCUCGAUGUCAUCGGAGAAGCGGGAUUUGGAUAUGACUUUCGCUCUCUAGAAGCAGCAGCUCAAGGGUCCGACGAUUCAAGCGAGCUUGCCGAAGCAUUUGGAGUUAUUUUUGACUCGGCGCGCAAGUUUCGUGUGAUGACCGUAUUAGCAGCGUGGUUUCCUGUCCUGCGGAUUUUUCGAAGACAGAAUGCCACAAUGCAGCGCGCACAGAAUACUAUGCGCAAAAUAGGUGUAUCUCUUAUUGAAGAGCGGCAAUCUAUGGUUGUGGCAAGUCAGAGCCCUCCCGAAUACAGUAAGGAGAAACCACCUCUGCACGAUCUCAUAACAACAAUGGACGUCGAAAUCCCCGAAACCGAUAAUGAGCGACGGGAUAUUCUCAGCAUAUUAAUUCGUUCUAAUCACUCUUCUCAACCAUCCCGGAGACUUUCGGUGAAUGAGAUGCUCUGUCAAAUAUCCACUUUUAUCACUGCAGGCCACGAAACCACUUCUACAGCAAUCACAUGGACAUUGUACGCCCUCGCACGAGCGCUGGACGUUCAGAGGACACUUCGUAUGCAUCUACGAACCAUACCCCUUCCCCCCCCUUCUGCCACUACUCUCACGCCCGAGACGUUCGACGCCAUACUCGGCAACUCGUAUCUCGACAGCGUGGUACGCGAGUCUCUGCGACUACAUGCGCCGGUGACAUCUACCAUGCGCGUCGCGAGCACAGACGACGCCAUCCCCGUCGCACAGCCAUUCCGCGACCGCUAUGGCGGCAAGUGCACCGCCAUACACGUCCACCAGGGAGACAUUAUCACCAUCCCGAUCCAAGCGCUCAAUAAAAGCAAGCAUGUCUGGGGAGAGGAUGCGGAUGUGUUCCGACCAGAACGGUGGAUGGACGAGACAGAUCGGGAUGUACCAUUUCAAGAUCACGACGGCAAGCCAGGACGCGGACAGAAGUCGGCGGGCGCCCCAGGAUUAUGGGGGAAUAUGCUGACGUUCGGGAAUGGUAAUUCGAUAAAUGGAAAUCGGUCGUGCAUUGGAUAUCGUUUGGCCAUUAACGAAAUCAAAAUCUUCCUGUUCGCUUUGCUUCGAGAUAUCGAAUUCUCUAUAGAUCCAUCUAUUGAAAUUGACAAGAAAGUAAACGUCGUCACUCGCCCCGUUGUCAAGUCUGAACCUCAUAGAGGAAACCAGAUGCCUUUACGAUUACGACACAUACCACCAGACGCUGAUGACCGUUAG